AUGGCGGACUCUGGACGUGGUGGCCGAGGCGGCGGCCGUGGCGGCUUUAGAGGAGACCGCGGCGGCCGUGGCGGCGGUUCCGGAGGAGAUCGUGGUGGACGUGGCCGAGGUGGACGUGGCCGAGGUGGACGUGGAGGCGGCGACUUCCAACCCCGAGGAGGUGGCGAUGGCGGCGGCGGCUUCCGUGGUGACCGAGGCGGCGGCCGUGGCGGCGGUCCUGGAGGAGAUCGUGGUGGCCGUGGCGGUGGUUACAGAGGUGAUCGGGGAGGACGAGGUGGUUUCGAACGCGGUGGACGAGGCGGCGGCGGCUUCAGGGGCGGACGAGGCGGUUCCGUCCCAUUUGAGAACGAAGGUCGCUUCUUCGGUGAGAAUAAGCCGAUUCCCCAACCCGAUAGCAGCACAGCAGAGCUCGAGAAUCGCAUCGUCAAAUCUCACCAGGCUAAGGACACCGACCUCGUGAAGAAGAUGAGCUCGAUGAAAAUCAUUGACGCAACAUCGGCUGCGCUCAUGCCCCGUCGCCCUGCCUACGGCACCAAAGGCAAGAAGGUCCUUCUCUGGGCCAACUACUUUCGCCUCACCGUCAACCCUGACAUCGUCUGGCGAUACAAUCUCGAGGUCCGCAAGGGCGAAUCCAAAGACAAAGAGCCUUCGAAGGAGAAGGAGCCUUCGCCCAAAGGCAAGGGCAAGGAGAAAGCCCAACCUAGCGGCGGUGGCAGCGGCGGCGGUGGCGCUCCAGCUUCCAUCCCUGCUCGCAAGCUGAAGAUCAUUCUACAGCAUGCUCUCGAAGAGCUGAGGAACCUCGAGCCAGGUGCUAUUCUCGCGACCGAGUUCAAAAGCCAGCUCGUCUCGCUCAAGAAGCUCAAGUUGGCUGUCAACCCUAUCCAGGUCAUCUUCACGCAGGAGAACUCUGGCAGAUCGGAGAGCUACUUGGUCAAGAUCGUUGGCGAGACAGAAGCUCCAUUGGGGGAGAUGAAGGAGUAUCUCAGGACCAUGAUCGACAAGAGCGACCCGGAUGAAACCAACUUUCCUAGGUUUGCAACCUCUGUUGAUGCCCUUGGCAUUAUUCUUGGCUACACUCCUCGAAGGAAUGACCAGGUCACUGCUAUUGGAAAUGGCCGGUUCUUUCCUUGGGGUCCAGGAUCUGAAAGCCAACAACUUGGUUGGCAGGAUCCACUCACGGCUAUCCGGGGUUACUUUCAGAGUGUAAGACUUGGAACCGGCGCUUUACUUCUGAACAUCAACGUAACCCAUGGUGUCUUUAAGACUCCUGUCAAUUUGAAGGACCUUUGUGGUGGGUUCGGGGUCAAUGUCUUUGACAGGAGUCCUGCGGAAGCCCAAAGAGUGGUCAGCAGACUGCGAACCCUCUCCAAGUUCUUGGCUCGCACUCGUGUAGAGGUUAGGUUCAAGGAUGCCACAGGAAAAGAAAUCACGAGCAAGAAAACGAUCCUUGGCCUCGCAUACGUGGGAGACAUCAGAGACAAGCAGGAUGUCAAGUUUGCGAAGGAUUUCCACUACGGUGGUCCUCGCCAGGUCUCCUUCAGGAUGGCGGCAGCAGAAGGACAAAAGACUGUGAUGAACAACAAGCCGCCCGGCAUGUACACUGUCGAGCAAUAUUGGACAUGGAAGUACGGCAAAGCUCCCGACCUGACCAUGCCUCUUGUCAACCUUGGAACACGAGACAAGCCUACGUUCUUCCCCGCUGAGCAGUGUACCAUCAUUGCGGGCCAAGCCGUGCGUUCGAAGCUCAACGGCGAGGAGACGACGGCAAUGCUCAAUUUUGCUUGUCGAUCUCCCUUUCGCAACGCUAUUUCCCUCACAGUUGACAGUUGCCAAGCUUUAGGCCUCGACAGCGAGCUUGUCAAGGACUUUGGUCUCAAAGUCGACAAGAAUCUCUUAACGGUCAAUGGUCGCGAGCUGAUGGCGCCUUCCAUAGCUUACAAGAACAAGAACAUCACCACUCAGGCAGGCUCAUGGAAUAUGGUUGACGUCAAGUUUGCCAAGGUUGGACCCAAAAUCGAGAAGUGGACCUGGGUUCGCAUCAUGGACCGCUAUUCCAAGACCCCGACGGGCGAUGUAGCCCAAAUCGUCGGCAACUUUGCUCAAUUUCUCGGUACUAGCGGCAUUGGAAUGAAUCCGACACCUCUUCCGCUUCCAUUGGAAGAACGCGAAAUCAACGACAACUACGCUGCAAUCGAGUAUCGUUUUAAUUAUAUCAGCGAACGUCUCAAGGGUAACACCAAGAACGUCUUCUUGCUUGUCGUCCUUCCUAAGCAAGAUACCGGGAUAUAUAGCGCCGUCAAGAAACUUGCAGACACGGUGUAUGGCUUCCACACUGUAUGCGUUGUGGAGAAAACCUUCAUGAGGGACAACAAGCAGACCUACGCCAACGUUGGACUGAAGUGGAACUUAAAGAAUGGCGGUGUCAACCAUAUCGUCAGGGACCCUAUUGAUAUUAUCAACCUGGGAAAGACCAUGAUCGUUGGCUACGAUGUCACCCAUCCGACAAAUAUGCCAAACGACAAGAACGCUGCACCGAGUCUGGUCGGGUUGGUUGCCAGCGUUGACAAGGACAUGGGUCAGUGGCCGGGUGUUGCUUGGGAACAGACCAGUCGCCAGGAGAUGCUUGGUGACGAGUUGAUCACGCAUUUCAAGCGUCGCCUCGAGCUUUGGAGAUCACGUAACACUGGUAACCUCCCGGAUUACAUCGUCAUCUACCGUGAUGGUGUAUCCGAGGGUCAGUUUACGCAAGUUCUCGAUGUUGAGCUGCCUAUGAUUCGCCAGGCAUGCGCUGCGAUGUACUCGGGUAACCGCAGGCCUAAGAUAUCAAUCAUCGUCUCUGUCAAGCGCCACCAGACUCGCUUCUACCCGACCUCAGAAGCUACCAUGGAUGAGAGGUCGCGCAAUAUUCGGAACGGCACGGUCGUUGAUCGUGGAGUCACCCAAGCGCGUUACUGGGACUUCUUCCUAACGGCCCAUACCGCCCUGAAGGGAACCGCCCGUCCGGCGCAUUACACGGUGCUCUUGGAUGAGAUUUUCCGCGACAAGUAUGGUGUCGGUGACAGGGCGGCGGACAACCUGGAGAAGCUCACCCAUGACCUCUGCUACUCGUUCGGCCGAGCGACGAAGGCUGUCAGCAUCUGCCCGCCAGCAUACUACGCCGACAUUCUGUGCGAGCGAGCCCGUGUCCACCGCCCCGAGCACUUUGAUGCGCCGGACUCAUCGGAUACUGGCAGCGUUGCUGCUGGCCCUUCAACUACAGGCCUUAGCGUGCAUGAGAACCUAAGGGACACAAUGUACUACAUCUAA
Messenger RNA from Colletotrichum orchidophilum, 3306 nucleotides. RefSeq names its product piwi domain-containing protein. The coding region runs from base 1 to 3306 and encodes 1101 amino acids. Gene Ontology annotation, molecular function: nucleic acid binding; protein binding. NCBI's taxonomy places the organism in Eukaryota, Fungi, Ascomycota, Sordariomycetes, Glomerellales, Glomerellaceae. The record is from RefSeq and is a predicted model, not a curated record. The transcript is spliced from 2 exons.